Penicillium concentricum is the source of this 5418-nucleotide messenger RNA. RefSeq lists its product as uncharacterized. Gene Ontology annotation, molecular function: protein binding. Lineage: Eukaryota; Fungi; Ascomycota; Eurotiomycetes; Eurotiales; Aspergillaceae. The coding region runs from base 1 to 5418 and encodes 1805 amino acids. The transcript has 2 exons. The record is from RefSeq and is a predicted model, not a curated record.
AUGAGCAACCAACCAUGGCUUGACAGUCUGUCUGAUGACUGGCCAUCUCCAGCUUCGCCAAUCAGUCCAAUACCUGUUUUACCUGUACCAGAGUCGCCCAAGACCAGUCAGCAGGGAACUCCCAGUCGCAUUCCUGUCCCUGCGCGGCGUUCCUUAGAACAACAAUCACCGGGAAGCAACAAAAAAGACAAGGUUACCCGACCAUGCCAUUUCCAUAGAAGAGAACCUCCGACGCCGAAAACUCCCCGAACACCCAAAACACGCAAACCACGAUCGCCCUACCCGAGUGAAUCGAAAUCCAGUACUCCCAAGACCAACCCAAGAACUUACUCCAAGGGAAGUCCCAAGGUCAGCCCCAAGCCCACCCCGGGUGCGGCACGAAGACAGCCCGCAAUGGAUACGCGCUCCCCUCUACGAUCGGUGUCGAACGUCUCCAAAGCAUCCACGCAAUCCGAAUUCGAUGGUACCGUUCAGAUCAAAACGAAGGGCAAGGACACAAAGGAGGGUACACCAGAAUGGCGCAGGCGACUAGUGCGCGGGGAAAUCGCGGCGGGCGAGCAACGGGACCUGUUCGCGCCGAUGGGACUUGAAAGCGUGUUCAAGCCGCCUACACCUGGUGCUGCAGCGGCGCCACAAGACUCUACCCCGUUUACGAAGCAGGAUGACCUUCUUUGGGAUUUCGCCGACACACCUUCGCGACAGGAUAAAGACGAGCAGAACAGUCGCGACAAUGACCCCGAUCGCGUCGUAGAUGAGGAUGAAAUGGACAAUGACGAUCGAUCACCGGAAGGAACCGUCAACCGUAAUCCUUGGGAGAAUAAUGCAAACCUGGACGUGGAUUGGGACCAGGAAGGGUUCUCCCAACAGGGAAAUACACAGCUACGGACAGCUAGUGGGUUGGAGGACCUGCGCAACGAGGGAAUCACACCCAUAACCUUCUCCCGGAACAACACCGUUGAUGGCAAUGGGACUUCAGAAGUCAUCAAGUCCGCCUUGAAACAAGUCACCAACAAGUUGGAAAGCCUGUCUAUCGAAAAUGAAAGUCGCCCGGACUCCCCCGCAAGCGAUAGCUUCCUCUUCUAUAAUAAUAACGAACCUCACGCGGAUGGUUCUCCACGAGAGGACAGCCUGCUGGACGUGACCAGUCAUUCUCUACCCCAAGAUCUGUCUAUGGGGACGGUGGACUUCAACAGUCGAGGAAACCGCUCUUUCCCUCGGCGAUUCUCCCCUUCGCCCUUUCCUUCCCACCGUUUGUCACCCACAACCCUCGCCAACUCUAAAAUCCGAAGUUCUCCCUUGUUCAAUCCUCCUCACACCGCAUCACCUGGUUUACCGCGUCCUUCCUCAUCUCAUGUUCGGCCAUCCACAGCUGGAGCAGAGAAUGAGGCUAAGAUGCCGUCAUCAGGAAGUCCAUUGAAGCUAUUCGGUAACCAUGACACAUUCACUAAUAACAGACUUCUACGACGCAUGAGCCAAUUUGAAGACAAUUUUAGCGACACGUCAGAGGGAGAGGAGCCCCCUUCGCCCUCAGAAGAAGCGCGAAGAAAAGGCGAAAACCGCAGCUUCUUAAAUGCCAGACAUGAACCAUUGCAGGAGAUCUCUCCCAGGCGAAACGAACGUCUUGGAUCUCGGAAUGCUGUACAUCGAAUCAGCCAAUUCGGGGGUGGCGAGUUGGACAAAUUUGAUUUCUCAGACACUAGCCCUUACGAGCCCAAAUUGGUGUACGAUGAGGCCGGAGGGUUUGGCUCUCGCCCAUCUUCGCGCAAACGAUCAUCAACCCGGCAGAAAUAUCUUCGGGGCCCUUCGCAGCAAGGGUUGUAUCAUUACAGCAGAUCAGCUAGCUCGGGGUUCACCAGGAAACCAUCUGCCUGGAUGCGCCAGGAUUUCUUUGACGAUGUGCAGCAUGCGAGUCGCUCGAACAACAAGGAAAAUAUGGCCCCUGAUGUCAAACGAGUACCCCGGGCCCCUGGCAUGGACCCCACCCCCAAACGGCGCCGGACAAUCAUGAGAAACAACAGCGCCGAGCCCUAUCACAAUACCAAUGGCGGUUCGCCUCAGAAGUACGGUGACAGCAUGUCACUGUUGCAACGAAGUCUUAUGCAACAUGGUGUACAGCUCGAAAAUAGUGAUUAUCUUGCUCCGCCGGGUCUUUCUCAAUCGAGGCAGCGACCUCGAACGCCCACACCAAGCCAAAUACGAACGGACGGGGAAAGCCAUAUUGCACCGCACAGGGAUUUCUCCGAAUCCAACUUUGAGAAUAACGAUUAUUCUGAUUCUUUUUCCCUUGACGGCGACGUUCCAUUAGUGAAGAUUACUGGGACUAGCGAUACCUCACGAAAAGGAUCUAUCACCACCCAGGAUUAUUUAAACGAGGCCACCAAAAUCAUGGAUCUCAUCAGAUCUAAAGGACGAGGCGCGGCUGGAUUGACAAGCGUACAUGAGUCUGAUGUGGAAAGUGAAGCCGACGACUUCAGCGACGACGAAUCCACGCGGGAAGCCUUUUCUCGCCCUCCGAGUCGCGAUGGUACGGAUCUUCGCAAGCUGAGAGAAGUGAAGGAGUUGAACCCAAUGAUUUUGAGUCACCUGAAGAAAUACCAGGAGCAAGAUGACCCGAAUGACCGGGAAAUGUCCCUGCAUGGUCGUCAUGUCCAGGACGAGGGCCAAACCGAGCUCGCUGAAUCUAACUCACAGAAUAUCCGAAUUCACGGACCGAGGAAACGAAAGACAAGUGGCAUGACUGAUGAUACGGCGGAAAACAUCGCCCAGGAUUUGAUGACUAUCAACACACAAAUGUCUGGCUUCAGCGUCACCUCCGUGCCCACAGGCUCUUCGCAAAGUUCCCAAGUCAAGGGUAUGCUGGCUUCUGAUCUUGUAGCCCACCUGAUUCCAAAUGAGGUCAAUGGCUUCAAGUAUGACCGCUCGAAGAAUCAGUGGGUGAAAGACGAGGUAGAAGAACCACAGGCGCCAAUCUCCGAACCCCCCGAGGAGACCGAUGAUCCGUUCAGGGACAUUCCGGAUCUUAGUGUAGACGAGCUUCAGGAGAUGAUGCGAGUUCAUGGCCUUAGUUCUCCCACAAAGAGUGACGCCCCAGCUGAUCGAGAGCAAAUAAAGGCCCGCAAUCCUUCGGCCGCGAACAAAAAGAAAACUGAUGUUCGACCACACACAAGGGACGGAGAACCAUCCCUCGGUGCAAGCUCAGACCAAUCAAGAUUCACUCGGUUCACGUCCAGUGUUCCUAACACUGGGACAAGAGCUACAUCAUGGGGCACGGACGAGGCCGCAGAAAGAAAAACCUCUGAACAAGAAAAACAUGAAGCCCAACGCGAGGAGCCGUUGUCUUCGAAGACCCCCGAUCUCUUGGAAAACAGGCACUCCGACCCGAAUGCGAACCACACCUACCACGAAGUUGUGCCAGAGGAAGAUAUGGCCUCAGCAGACUACGAGAAUGGCCCAAUACGGUCAUCCGCUCCUCCCACGGGGCGUCAAACUUCAGUCGGUGGGCAGCCAUUCAUUCGACGUCCCAUCUCGAGGAUUGAGGAAAGGAACGAGGAGACUAUUGAUGACCAAAGCCUCGUCCGCAGGAAUGACUCACUUCAUGUUCAAGAAACGCCCGGCAGAACCGGGCCAGAGAAUUCUUUGAUACCCCUCCAGAGUGCCGGGCCCGACACGAGCUACAGCUUCCACCUCAGUCCACUUGCGGACUUUACCGUUAACCAAGGCGAUAAACCCCUGAACCUUGAAAUGAGCUAUGUGGCUCAACGUACAAACCCGUCCUCUUUGCGACAAGUGCACGGGACGUUCGCAUUGGCAACUGAAGAUUUGAUCAAGCAUAUCACUGACGUGGAACCCUAUGAGCCUUAUUGGGAACAUGUGCGCCGCCUUGUCUUGCGCCAGAAGGGAUUGAUUACGCUGCAUAAGCUGAACGAAUUCUGCCCCCGGCUAGAGGAGUUGGAUGUUUCUGAUAACGAUAUUGGUCAAUUGAGUGGCAUUCCCUCAACCCUGAGAACCCUCAAGAUCCCUAGAAACUGCCUCUCAAAUCUGACUCCCUGGAGUCACAUGAUCAACUUGCAGUACUUGGACGUCUCAGGAAACGAUAUUGAGACGCUGGAUGGCUUCGCAAGCUUGAUUCAUCUCAGGGAAUUGAAGGCGAAUGACAAUAAGAUCCGUAACAUAGACGGAAUUCUUGAUCUGAAUGGCCUACUAAGCCUGAAGCUCAGCAACAACUCUAUCGCUGCAGUGGAUUUUGCAGGGUCCGAGCUAACACGCCUUCGUGAUCUUGACUUGAGCCACAACUGUCUGACAUCUGUUCGGAACGUCGAAUGGCUUCCGUCACUUGCUACUCUCGAUGUCAGCGCCAACCAGAUCAGCCGUUUUGACUCGUCUGCCUCCCUUAUUAGCCUCCGCGCUCUGAAACUCUCUGAAAAUAAGUUAGAGACUUUAGAUGCACGGGCUUUCCCUUCUGUGAGCCUUCUCUACCUCGAUCAAAACCACCUUUCUACCGUUACUGGCCUUGAGGUUUGUCACAAUCUCGAGGUACUGUCUCUCCGAGAGCAGACACCGUCCAAAGAAAAGGACCUUGAACACAGGCUAGAUAUUGAUUUGGGGCUUGUCAAGGACGUUCGUAAAGUCUUCUUGUCCUCGAACAAGCUUUCCCACCAAAGUGUUUGCCCUUCUACUCCACUACUACGACUUCAACUUCUUGACCUAGCUGCGUGCACAUUGAAAAGUCUUCCGAAUGAUUUUGCUUUGAGCUUCCCGAAUCUCAAGGUCCUAAAUCUGAAUUUCAAUUCGGUUAAUGAUGUUGAGCCACUGGUUGGAAUGAACUGUCUUGCCAGACUGAUGAUCGUCGGCAACCGUCUUUCAAGGAUGAGAAGGGUCUGUCAAAUUCUCAGUCGGCUAGGAAAAACCGGAAAAGGAACUGCAUGCUCCUUACGCAAGCUUGAUCUCCGCGGGAACCCGUUGACUAUUGGUUUUUAUCCUCCGGCAGUGACUGGAAAUGGCAAUGCCGAUCGCAAGAAAUUGAAGUUCCAAGAACAAGCAGUCGUCCGACACCAAGGAGCCCACCGGGAUCUUUCUGAUGCUCUAGCUGAGCUCGGAAACGAUGACCAGAUCUCCCAUCGCGCCACCAUCGGCGAUGAGCCAAAGACAGACAGAGAGAUCGAAGUCAACGACCCAUACACAGUUCCGCUCGCCGAUCCGCAAGCGGAUGUGAAGUACGUAAGGCACCUCGAUCAAGCCACACGUCUACGCCGAAGAGUGCUAGAGCUCCUGCUCUACGCCGGCACAAGUGGCUCCCUCCACACCCUCGACGGACUAGACCUUCGGCCGUCACUGGGCAACGAGUCCUCGGACAUGAACAAAGCAUGGGACAGACUGGAAAAUCUUGGUGUAUUGCGGAGGAAGGCGAUUAAAAAUUAG